AUGAGUGCUCCUGGAAGACAGAAAAGUCCGGGCGGUGGAGGAUUGAUUCUCCCUGACGGUUGCAACAGCAGCGGCGGUUUGUCGCAAGAAGUCAUGAUGAAAAUGAUGGAAGCCCAAGUCAUUCAAGGAUACAGAGCACCCGGUCAGCAGUACCAUGCUCCGCCUGUGGAAUGGGUCAAAAAUACACUGGAUGGUUCCGUCUUGACGGACCACAAGGGCUAUCCCAUCAGUGUCAAUCGACUGCUCGCCACCAGACCAUUGCGUGCCGAACUUUCCAGCCGUCCAGGACCCGGUGGAAAGAAAUUGACGUACAUUAGUGGCGAAGGAGUCACUCGGGCGCUCAAUGAAAUCUUUGGUUUUGACGGAUGGAACAUGGAGAUUGUCAAGACACAACGAGAAGUCUGUAACAAAGAUGACAAGGGACGCUUCCAUGUCGCUUACACGGCGCAUGUUCGAUUGACGCACAAAAAGAGUGGCACCUACAAGGAAGACGUGGGAUCUUCCGACAGUGUCGAUCGAACCAUGGGAACUGCCGUCAGCCAUGCGCUCAAGGGAAGCAUCACGGAUGCGCUCAAGCGCGCCGCGAGACAUUUUGGAGAAAAACUCGGCAAUACGCUUUACGUUGGAGAUUUCACCAUCAACAAGGCUCCACUCACACUGCGAGACGCUCUAGACUUUUACGACAAUGAACGAGAAAACACCAAAUUUGGACCAUCUACCAAGCCUAUCCAUGUCAACAAGGAGACUCCUUCUCCACUAGUGGAUCAAAAGAAUGGCGCUGCUAGCGGAAAUCGGAAUGUGGCCACUGUCGGGUCAACCAAAACACAUCAGCAGCAGCCAAUGGCACAGCCCAACAACAACUACAACAAACCGAGUGCUGUAAGCAACCAAAAUAAGAACAACAGUGGUUCGGCUGUCAACAACAUGCAGUCCGUCUCUAUUGCAGAGGCGCAUCCACGAACCAACGGGCGAUCGUCCUUGGAUGGGCGGCCCAUGGUGGCGAUGGGAGCGAUGGUUACCAAGACACCUUCCAACAAUCCGCAACUCGCCGCCUCCAAACAGCAAAACCCUAUUGUUUCGGCAACACCCAAGGUUCCAAACAAUGCUCGUGAGAGCCAGGAAUCGCUCAAAAGUCGUUUGGGACCAGCGCCCAACUUUCAGCUUCCUCCACCUUCUCGACAGAGUAGUUCGUACGCCCAGAACGCUUCGCUACGUCCUCCGCCUUCUGCGGCCGAUCGACUCAGCUCUGGAAACAUGUUUGCAGGUGGGCUCACUUUUGACCAUGAUACAGACCCACAGCGUGGCCAUGGCAAUCAACGUGUUGUUGCCCACGCCAACAAGGAAAACUCACAAGGUCGACCAUCUCAGCAGCAGCAUCAACAAGGACCGGGGCUUUUGAAACGUCAUGCAUCGGUACCGACCGACGUGGGCACGAACAAGAGAAUGAAUGCAAAUCCGUACCAGCGCUAG
Molecule: messenger RNA, 1470 nt
Organism: Seminavis robusta
Lineage: Eukaryota; Bacillariophyta; Bacillariophyceae; Naviculales; Naviculaceae
Source: the annotation of a GenBank genome assembly